Knipowitschia caucasica is the source of this 1794-nucleotide messenger RNA. The record is from the annotation of a GenBank genome assembly. Lineage: Eukaryota; Metazoa; Chordata; Actinopteri; Gobiiformes; Gobiidae.
AUGGGUCCAGACUACAAAGCAAACCUCUGCAUACGUCUCUGCUCUACGUCAGACUCUGCUCUACGUCAGACCCUGCUCUACGUCAGACCCUGCUCUACGUCAGACCCUGCUCUACGUCAGACCCUGCUCUACGUCAGACCCUGCUCUACGUCAGACCCUGCUCUACGUCAGACCUGCUCUACAUCCGACUCUGCUCUACGUCAGACCCUGCUCUACGUCAGACCCUGCUCUACGUCAGACCCUGCUCUACGUCAGACCCCCUGCCCUACGUCAGACCCUGCUUACGUCAGACCCUGCUCUACGUCAGACCUGCCCUACGUCAGACCCUGCUCUACGUCAGACCCUGCUCUAACGUCAGACUCUUGCCCUACGUUAGACCCUGCUCUACGUCAGACCCUGCCCUACGUCAGACCCUGCUCUACGUCAGACCCUGCUCUACGUCAGACCCUGCGCUACGUCAGACCCUGCCUACGGUCAGACCCUGCCCUACGUCAGACCCUGCUCUACGUCAGAACUCUGCUCUACGUCAGACUCUGCCUACGUCAGACCCUGCUCUACGUCAGACCCUGCUCUACGUCAGACUCUGCUCUACGUCAGACCCUGCCUACGUCAGACCCUGCUCUACGUCAGACUCUGCUCUACGUCAGACCCUGCUCUACGUCAGACCCUGCUCUACAUCAGACCCUGCUCUACAUUAGACUCGGCUCUACACUCUGCUCUAUGUCAGACUCUGCUCUACGUCAGACUCUGCUCUACAUUAGACUCUGCUCUACAUUAGACUCUGCUCUACAUCAGACUCUGCUCUACGUCAGACCCUGCUCUACGUCAGACCCUGCUCUACGUCAGACUCUGCUCUACGUCAGACUCUGCUCUACAUUAGACUCUGCUCUACAUCAGACUCUGCUCUACAUCAGACUCUGCUCUACAUUAGACUCUGCUCUACGUCAGACCCUGCUCUACAUUAGACUCUGCUCUACACUCUGCUCUACAUUAGACCCUGCUCUACAUCAGACUCUGCUCUACAUCAGACUCUGCUCUACAUCAGACUCUGCUCUAUAUCAGACUCUGCUCUACAUUAGACCCUGCUCUACAUCAGACUCUGCUCUACAUCAGACUCUGCUCUACGUCAGACUCUGCUCUAUAUCAGACUCUGCUCUACACUGUGGGUCUGAUGUGGCGUCGCUGGUGCAGGACUCUGCGAGAGAGGCGCAGAGAGAGGCGCAGACAGAGGCGCAGACAGAGGCGCAGACAGAGGCGCAGACAGAGGCGCAGAGAGAGGCGCAGACAGAGGCGCAGAGAGAGGCGCAGACAGAGGCACAGACAGAGGCGCAGACAGAGGCGCAGAGAGAGGCGCAGACAGAGGCGCAGAGAGAGGCGCAGACAGAGGCGCAGACAGAGGCGCAGACAGAGGCGCAGAGAGAGGCGCAGAGAGAGGCGCAGACAGAGGCGCAGACAGAGGCGCAGAGAGAGGCGCAGACAGAGGCGCAGACAGAAACGCAGACAGAGGCGCAGAGAGAGGCGCAGAGAGAGGCGCAGACAGAGGCGCAGACAGAGGCACAGACAGAGGCACAGACAGAGGCGCAGAGCGAGGCGCAGACAGAGGCGCAGACAGAGACUCAGACAGAGGCGCAGACAGAGGCGCAGACAGAGGCGCAGAGAGAGGCGCAGACAGAGGCGCAGAGAGAGUUGCAGAGCGAGGGGAUGAUGGAUGGAGCGGGAGCAGCAGCGGGCCAUGGAUCACCGGGCACAGCUUUUAUGAGUUAUGUGGAGGGAGGCAGCGGGCCAUACAUUUAA